ACCUGUUACGAGAUGGAAAGGUACCUGAACGACGAACCGAAGCGGAAAUCCUUCAAAAAACUACCGCCCGAUGUAGAUCGCACCUGGUACGGGAUGAGCUUAGAGGACUACAGCGACCGCCACUUCGACGCUUUGAGUUCAGCCAGUUCGCCAUGUUCGUGGGACGGCGCUCUUUCCUGCGCCAUUCUCGUCAAACAGGAACCCAUCGACGACAUCGACGACGAUGACGAAGAUGACGACAGCUUCGAGAGCCCCAGUGACGUGCAACUGAGGCUCGGCAGGAACCCAGCGACGCUGACGCCCCCUUCGAGCCCCGAAUCGGGACAGGGCGGGCUCAGCAAUGAGAGUUCGGGGGGCGCGAGUGAUUUGGACGUUUGCGGACUCCGUUUUGGCACCGGGGGUCACAGGAACACCAUUGUGAGGGUGCGCGCCUCCGGAUUAACGAGGUACAUUUCCGUGGUACCCACUCGGCCGGUGAGCAGUAAUAUUUCCUCGUCUACGACGCCGCAGAAGCAUCAUUCCCGUUUGGACCAUUCGCCGGAUUCCAAGAGGCGGAUACACAAGUGCCAAUUCCUCGGAUGUAAGAAAGUCUACACGAAAAGUUCGCACCUGAAGGCUCACCAGAGAACGCAUACAG
Messenger RNA from Leptinotarsa decemlineata (Colorado potato beetle), 637 nucleotides. RefSeq names its product Krueppel-like factor 7. Gene Ontology annotation, biological process: regulation of transcription by RNA polymerase II. The record is from RefSeq and is a predicted model, not a curated record. Gene Ontology annotation, molecular function: DNA-binding transcription factor activity, RNA polymerase II-specific; RNA polymerase II cis-regulatory region sequence-specific DNA binding. Lineage: Eukaryota; Metazoa; Arthropoda; Insecta; Coleoptera; Chrysomelidae.